AUACGCUUUUACCAUUCUUAUUCCCGCGUUCGUUUAGUGAACACCAUAUUUAUAAUUUUCUCGAGUGUGUUUUCUAAGAGAAAAAAAACAAACAAACAAAUAAACAAAAAAGAAAAAUACUCAAAAUGAGUUUGAAAAUUGUGAUUUCAACUUUUCUUCUACUGGUGGCUGUUUCCUUGCCGUUUGCGACGGCAAUAAAAUGUUACACUUGUGAGCAUACUGGAAAAUCAACAGAUGACAACAAUUGUUUAACAUUGGCUAAUUUGCAACCAUCAAUGUGUUCCAAUCAAAUUAUGCGACUAACUGCAACCCAUAAUGCAUUACCAAUGGAAAUAAAAAGAUUAUUAGAAGUUGACAUUCCACCUGAUUCACAACAAAAUGUUGAAUAUUCCUGUGUAAAACUUGUAAUUACUGGAAACGAAGGAAGAAAUAAUUAUACAAUUCGAACAUGUCAAACAGCGCCAACCGAACAGAUGAAAUUUUGUAACACCGCAAAUAAUCAAUUGAGAAUGAAUAAUAAUUUUGGUGUUUCAUUUUGCGACGAAUGUCGAAAGGAUGAAUGUAAUGGUGCAUCGACAAUUGCUAUUUCAUUUCCAAUUUUUGCAAUUUUCAUUAUUGCUUCUUAUUUCAUUAAAGCGUAAUUAUUUGCAAAAAUAAAAAAAAUAAUAGUCAAUAGGACUAUUUGGUAUAUAAGAAAUUGAUUUUUCUCAAAAAAAAAAAAAAAAAAAUCAUAUUUUGUUCUUAUGAUAAAAAUAAGAGAAUGCGAGCGCCAUUUUUGCCUUAAAAAAAAUUUUUUUUUUCAAAAUUGGAUAGGAAAAAAUUGGUCAAAGACCGAAAGUAUUGAAAAAAAAUUGUAUAAAUUAGGUUUAGAAUUUUUUUUUUUAAUUUUAAAUAAUUGGAAAAAUUUUGAGCAGCCUUAAAAAAAAAUGCUAGUCAAAAUGGCAUAUAUUAUUAUUUUUCUAUUUGCUAUUAUAAGUAAUUAAUUAUUAUACUUUUAGUAUACUAUUGCGCUCGUAAGAUUUUCUCUAUAUAUGGAAGGUAUUAAUAAAUACCUGGAGCUGCCAGUAUUAUUCAAAUUUUUUUUCCUAAAAAAAAAUUUUAAUUCAAAAGCAAUCUCGAUUAAAAAUUUUGAUUGUUGAAAAAAAAUCAGCUUUUUUUUGGCAGCUCUGUGAGAAACGCAUCGAAAUAAUCGGCCAUUAAUAUUUAUGGCGAAAAUUUUUUAUAAUUAUACUAUAUAUAUAUAAUUAAGUCAAGCUCCAUCGGGCUUAUUAUAUUAACAUUAUAUAUACGUGUACCUCAAUUAAUUAAAAUAUUUAAUGUAUAUUCGGAUAUGAAAACGAAAAAAAAAAAGAAAAAAAAAUACCCAAUGUGUUAUGUGCAACGAUAAUUUUCGAAUAUUAGGAAAAUUUACGUAUAUAUAUAUAAGUGAUAUUACGCACGAUAUAGUAAUUAUUGUAUGUUUAAAUUAUAAAUUCCCUAAAAAAAAAAUGUAUGACACGAUGAAAAAUUAUCUUCUAAAUUUAAGCGAAUUUAUUCUAUUAAAAUUAUUUUAACAAAAAAAUAAUAAUUUAUUUAUAAUUGGCUUAGAAAUUAAAUUGAAACGUGUCUCCUACAUAUUUCUCUAUUAAAAAAAAAAAUCAUACACGCUAAAUAAGUUUAUGAAAUAAGCAAUAAGCAUUUUAUGCACGAUGGAAAUUAUGUUUUACAUAUAAUAAUAAAGGAGUCUUGAUCUACUAAGAA
Leptopilina boulardi is the source of this 1740-nucleotide messenger RNA. RefSeq lists its product as uncharacterized. The transcript has 3 exons. The record is from RefSeq and is a predicted model, not a curated record. The coding region runs from base 126 to 641 and encodes 171 amino acids. NCBI's taxonomy places the organism in Eukaryota, Metazoa, Arthropoda, Insecta, Hymenoptera, Figitidae.